This is a messenger RNA of Musca vetustissima, 2242 nucleotides long. Its product is annotated as homeobox protein 13. Gene Ontology annotation, cellular component: nucleus; transcription regulator complex. The transcript is spliced from 6 exons. Gene Ontology annotation, biological process: regulation of transcription by RNA polymerase II. The record is from RefSeq and is a predicted model, not a curated record. The coding region runs from base 110 to 2242 and encodes 710 amino acids. NCBI's taxonomy places the organism in Eukaryota, Metazoa, Arthropoda, Insecta, Diptera, Muscidae.
GGAAACAAUAACAUUGAACACAGCAGAAAAUCCCAACUCCAGACACGUAGCAGCUGGAGGUUUGGAAGAUCACCAUCAUCAUCAACACUCACCUGUGGAUGAAGAACAAAUGAUGAAUCUCUCGGAUAUGGCUGAUCUUUCACAAGAAAUGCAAGAGGGCAUAGUGUCAUUGCCCAAGGAGGUGAUAUUGAUUUCUCUCGUCUCCCAAGAGCAGGCAUUGUAUAAUCCAAAACAUGAAAACUAUCGAAAUACUCAUCGCAAGGAUAUUAAAUGGAUGGAAAUAGCCGAGAAUGUGGGAUGGACGGAGGUACAAUGUAAAGCCAAAUGGAAGGCUAUGCGAGACCAGUAUUGCAGAGAAUUGAAGAGGAGUAAAUUCAAUAACAAGGCCAAUGUCAAGUGGAAGUAUUUUAAGGAAUUGGAUUUUCUAAGGCCUUACGCCUUGGCCAGGAACUAUCGUCCGCGGAAUCCAACACCUCUAAAUAACAAUACCUCCACCAGUAAUAACAACACCCAGAACCAAAAUACAUUUAACUGUGCCCCUGCCACGGAUAACAUGAAUCACAGCGGCGACAACAAUAACGCCAAAUUUGCAACCAUUAAAAUCGAAAGUAAUGCCACGGGAAGCUUUGCAACAUGUGAUUUUUCUACUGUGAAGACAGAUACUGCCACAAAUCUAACCGAGGAACAACUGAAUAAUGUGUUGCAGCAACAAAGUGAUGAUCAUAAUUGGACCUAUAUAACAACAGGAUCCUCUACAUCCUCGAAUAAUAAUUCACGGCUGGAUAAUCAUUCAUUGAGCGAUACAGCCCAUCUACUGUCAUCUCACACUCAUCAUCAGCAGCAACAACAGAAUGAUGAUGCUUUGUACAAUGCCUUGGUUAGCUGUCAGCAGCAGCAACUUUCACAGUCUACCUCAUCAAAUCAGCAACAACAAUCUGUAGCCACAACGACGGUUAUUGAUGAAGAAGAUGACGAUCCCAUACACACAUUUUUAAAUAUUGAAAGUUAUUUUGAAAAGGAAUUGAUUGCCCUAAUACAGCAGGAGGAUGUCCUGUACAAUAGUUAUCAUCCUAAUUACCGAAAUGUUAAACUAAAACUGGAGGUAUGGGAUGAAAUUGCUAGGAAAUUAAAGAAAACCGUAAAGCAAUGUCGCCUCAAGUGGAAAGCCUUAAGAGAUCAGUUCAUUAGGGAACAUAAACGCUUAAAAAAUCGCGAUAAUGUGGAGUCAUUGCCCAGAUGGAAACACUACGAUGCUUUGAGUUUUCUACAAAAGUUUAUUAAGCACAAAGCGGGGGAUUAUGAAAACAAGUCUCUUAUGCAAAUUCCAAAAUCUGAAAUUGAUGGCGAUAUGGACGACGAUGACGAUGAUCAUAUAAAUAUGGGCGGUAGUUCACCACUGGAUAAUAUGAAAUGUGAAAUAAAUCAAAGCCAGUUACAAAUGUCCGAUUUGGAAGGGGUCAACAACAACCAGAGCCUACAUCAACAACAGACGGAACAUCCGGAUGGCUUAUGUGUAACUUCGGGUAGUGUUGGAGGUUAUGACGAUAUGGAUAUCGACAAUUAUAUUAUGGGUGACAGUGAUAGUGUGGUAGAUGAUCACAACAACCAUGACGACGUGGAUGAAGAUGAAGAACGCAAAUCUCAACAGGAUUUCUCAGUAUAUCACACGAAUCACAAUGCAGACGAUGUUAAUAUGCAUUCAACUAAUUUGGAUACUUCAAAUCAGCAGGCAUUUAAAACCACAAGUCCACAGACAUUACAACAAACAUCAACAGGAGUGGCUGAGCAACAACAGUCGCAACAUAUGAAUAUGCCUUCGUUAGAUUUAAGUGAUAGUUCUGGCAAUCUCAUUACACCGGACAAUUUAAAGAAUGUAACAACAACAAUGCAGCAAACAUCCUUUCAAACUUCGAAUCUUGUAAAUGGUACCAGUAUAAGUUUAACUCCCACACUGGAGCUGUGUUCUGCGACAACUCAUCAUGCUGCGAGUAAUAACACUACACCUGUCACUGUUCCCACAACAUCCGAGGCAUCCACAAAUACUCCUCAGCCUCAAAGCAGCAACAACAACCCUAGCCAUACAAUCAGUAAUAAUUCUGUCAAUAGUGAGGAUGAUGAAGUUGGUGCUUUCUUUAAGGCGGUUGCCAUGAAAAUACGUAAUGCCAAAUUAUCACCUGUGGCCUUUACCGAUCUUCAAAUAGAUAUUUUAAAAGUUAUUAAUGGUUCUUUGAGAAAUCAUUAA